Molecule: messenger RNA, 2531 nt
Organism: Episyrphus balteatus (marmalade hoverfly)
Lineage: Eukaryota; Metazoa; Arthropoda; Insecta; Diptera; Syrphidae
Product: protein claret segregational
Exons: 3
Coding region: 149-2365 (738 amino acids)
Biological process (GO): microtubule-based movement
Molecular function (GO): ATP binding; microtubule binding; microtubule motor activity
Source: RefSeq, a predicted model, not a curated record
UUCCAACGGGCGGUAUCGCAUCGCAAAUUUUCUAUUUGUUUGGAUUGUUGUAUUUCUUUGAUUUUUGUAUGAAAAUUGAAAAUUAUUUUGUUAAUAUUAUUUAUAUAAACUAAUUUUACAUAAAAAAAAAACAAAAAUCAGACACGCAAUGGAAUCGCGUUUACCAAAACCAUCUGGCCUCAAAAGGCCAGCACCGGUGACAAAAAAUAUUUUACCAAUGGAUCGUAUCAAAUCGAAUGCUAGUUUAUUAAAAAUUUCUAAUAAUAAUUCUAUGAAUUCUGUUCCACUUUCACGAGAUAUUGCUAAUCUUCCAUCAUUUAAUUUAAAAGGACGCCCUUUAUCACCUAAUUUGCCAAGAGCACCCGAAAACAGAGCUAAACUACGUCGCAGUCGAUCUGUCUGUGAUCUGCGACCCAAUAACAAUAUUCGUGGAGGCUCAAAGCCUGUUAAUAUUCCCACAAAAGCUUCCUUGCGUCUUCCAUUGACUUUAAAUGGAUUCUCCACAUCAACCACCUCGACAAUAAAUGAAAACGCUUUCAAAUUCAAUCAGAAGGCAAAAAUGAGAAGAAGUCGUUCGGCAUGUGAUUUGCGAAUGAAUGAAGUAAGAGCACCAAAAAGGCAGGAACCUACUCACGCUCCGAUUCCAUCGAAAAUGGCCCGAAUGCACACUGCCACGAAUAUGGCCCAUCGAACAGUUGUUCCUUCGAUGCGUCAUAAACCGACAGUUGCUCCAAAUGCAUCUAUUAAAAGCAAUAACACAUCUUCUGCAAUGUCCAAAUCCAAAAACAUCUCAAAUUCAUCAUCGUCUUCAUCAUCAGCAGGAACUGCAGCAAAAACAACAACAACAAAUAAACGUAUUCCACCUUAUGACUUUAAAGCGCGCUAUAAUGAUCUUUUGGAAAAACAUAAAGCACUUAAAGAAAAAUACGAUGAAAUGCGUGAUAAUUUAUCAAGUUUGGAAAAUCUUCCUGAGCAAUUUGAAGAGUCUCAGUCGCAGUUGUUUGCUGUGAGAGAGGAAUUGAAAAAUGCUCAAACUGAAGUUGAGUGCUUGAAGAGACAAACAAAUUCGCAAAGUAUUAAAAUAACUUCUAUAACAAAUUGUUUGGAAUCGACAAAAGAGGAUUUGGAAAAACUUAAGGAAGAUUUUGAGAAACUCUUCACCAACCACUCAAUAAUUGAAAAAGAAGCUAUUCAUCUUCGUUCACAAACUUCUGUUCUCACUGACGAAAAUUCAAAACUCAUCGAAGAACUCACAGCAUGCAAAAAUCAACUAUUUCAAGCAAAUAUGGAACGCAAAGAAUUACACAACGCCGUCAUGGAUCUUCGUGGCAAUAUUCGGGUAUUCUGUCGAGUACGUCCACCACUUGAUUACGAAGAAGACCGCUUAUUAUGUGGUUGGAAUUACCUCGAUGAAACCUCCUUGGAAAUUCACAAUUUAGAAAUGCAGGCAUCCGGAGCAAAGAACAAAGUAUCAAGUCAUGCAUUUUCAUUUGAUCAUGUAUUCCAUUCGCGAUCGACUCAAGAGGAUGUCUUCGAAAUGGUCUCACCACUGAUCCAAUCAGCUCUCGAUGGGUAUAACAUUUGCAUUUUUGCAUAUGGUCAAACUGGCAGUGGCAAGACAUACACAAUGGACGGAAUACCGUCUAAUGUUGGCGUUAUACCGCGAACUGUGGACUUGCUUUUCGAAUCGGUCAAGAAUUACAAAAAUCUUGGUUGGGAAUACGAAAUCAAAGUAACAUUCUUGGAGAUCUACAACGAGGUUCUGUACGAUUUACUGAGCAAUGAACAGAAAGAUAUGGAAAUUCGAAUGUCAAAAAAUAAUAAGUCUGAUAUUUACGUGACCAACAUAACCGAAGAGACAGUCAAUAGUGCAAGUCGUCUUCGCCAAUUAAUGGAUGUAGCCAAAAUGAACAGAGCCACUGCAGCUACAGUGGGCAAUGAUCGUUCAUCACGAUCUCAUGCAGUGACCAAAAUCGAACUUAUCGGUUCGCAUGCCGAAAAGAAUGAAAUAUCUGUGGGAAGCAUAAACCUGGUCGAUUUGGCAGGUUCAGAGAGUCCAAAAACCAGCAUACGAAUGAAUGAAACUAAAAACAUCAAUCGUUCUCUAAGUGAGUUGACAAAUGUGAUCUUGGCAUUGCUGCAGAAACAAGAUCACAUUCCGUAUAGAAAUUCAAAGCUAACACAUUUACUGAUGCCCAGUUUGGGAGGUAACUCAAAAACUUUGAUGUUCAUAAAUGUGGCACCAUUUCAAGAUUGUUUUGUUGAGUCUGUAAAAUCAUUGAGAUUCGCUGCAACAGUGAAUUCGUGCAAAAUGUCGAAAGCCAAGAAAAAUAAAUUUCUUAAUACAUCAGCAUCGUUUGGCUGAAAUGAUGAUGAUAAUGGGUGUGUAUUUUUUUUAUGUUUCCAACGACAAGAGAUGUGGCGCAAAAGGUGAAACAUAAUUUAAGUGUUUUAUUUACUGUUGCAUAUUAGUAGUUUAUAUUUUCCUUACUUUUGUAUUAUUAUUUAAUAAAAUAAAUUUGAGAAAACAA